Cladocopium goreaui is the source of this 1307-nucleotide messenger RNA. The record is from the annotation of a GenBank genome assembly. NCBI's taxonomy places the organism in Eukaryota, Dinophyceae, Suessiales, Symbiodiniaceae.
UUGUUUUACACAUGUUGCUGGCGGCUGGCGCCCCCAUGCGCCCGCCAUGCCCCGAGCUGGCAAAGAGUUCCCGUGUCCCGCCAACCGCCGCACUGGGCCUUGGCAAAGCUUCCUGUUGAAUUUCCCGGGAAAUUCGCGACCCCAUCACCGCGCUAUGGUGGUGAUUUGGUUGGAGCCCAUGGGGAAGUUCUUCUACGGGAGUUCGCGAUCAUUGUUACCACAGGCUGAAGAAAAGCGUUGUGAGGAAGCGCUGUGGCAGACGUCGGCGGCCAUGCCGAGUAAGGAUGCCGCCAUGGUACGCAUGGGCAUCAACUUGGGUUCGCCCGAGGAGGAAGCCAAGGCGGCGCGUUUGGGGGUGACCAUGAACGAAACCAUGGUGCGCUUUCUGAACCUUCUGCGUUUGGUCAUCGUUGGUUCGCCUGUGGUUCUGCAGAGCUGUUGGAUUCACUCCGUGGACCUUACUUCCUGGUUCCUUCGCCUCUUCGUGCUCUAUGCAGUCGUUGGCAUCAUUGGGAUGUUGGUCGCGCCUGAGCAAGCCUUCUACGCGAUGGGCUUGAAGGAAUUCCGUUGGGCCUUUGAACGCCUGUAUCCGGAAGCGAAGCACUGGAAUGGGAACCCCAACGCAGCAGAUACCGACCCGGACCCGAAUGCCAAGUUGAUGCUUGAAGGACCCAGUGCUAUCAACAACUUGGGUCGAAAGGAGUUGCGCGUGCGUUGGCAUGGCAGCGAUAACUUCAUGGGAUUGGACAAAGAUGGUUGGGUGGUUCAAGACUCCUCAGCAGCAGCCCUGCAGAUUCUGAUGCGGCCGCUGAUGGAUAACAAGGGAGAAAGAGUGCCAGACACAUAUACUUUGCAGGUGCGCAGCCGUGAUGGCAAGUGGGAUGGCUGCUGGCUGUCUUGUACCCCGGUGAACCAUCUUCGUUUCGGUGGCUGGCUCCGUGCCUACCAAGCGGAGAAGGAUGCGUGUCCUUUCAAGUUAAUCCAGGAUUCUGCUUGCCAUCUUGGCACCUGCAAGAUGCUCAGUGCGUAUGCCACGCCGCCGCAACAAACCCCACUGCUUGGAAAGGAUCCUGGUCACAUUCCUGCGGGUUUUUACUUGGUUCAGCAACGACACGCUGGCCGCGUCUAUGUGGGACAGGCGCCGGAUGCGGAAGCCGAUUUCUUUGAGUUUUUGGAGGUGCCAACUGCUGUUGCCUUAAAGUGAGGCGGCAAUAUGCAGCAUAUGAAUCUGAUGGCCCUAAGACAGAUCGGCCCCGGACAUGGCAAGAUUUUACAGACCGAAAGGGGGAGAAUUCAUGGGUCUAUGG